Messenger RNA from Neoarius graeffei (lesser salmon catfish), 1005 nucleotides. Its product is annotated as G-protein coupled receptor 6. The record is from RefSeq and is a predicted model, not a curated record. Gene Ontology annotation, cellular component: membrane. Gene Ontology annotation, biological process: G protein-coupled receptor signaling pathway. NCBI's taxonomy places the organism in Eukaryota, Metazoa, Chordata, Actinopteri, Siluriformes, Ariidae. Gene Ontology annotation, molecular function: sphingosine-1-phosphate receptor activity. The transcript has a single exon. The coding region runs from base 1 to 1005 and encodes 334 amino acids.
AUGAAUGAGAGCGCAACAGCGAACGAGAGUGUGGCGCGAUUCCCCAUGGCCUCGUGGGUAGAAGCCGGAGCCUUCAGCGGAAACAGCAGCCUGGCGCUUUCCUCAUCCUCUUUGCUUCUUGACUUUCCCAUAAACCCAUGGGACAUUAUACUGUGCCUCUCAGGGACUGUGAUCGCAUGUGAGAACGCCAUCGUGGUGGCGAUCAUCUUUUAUACGCCGACUCUUCGCACUCCGAUGUUCAUCCUGAUCGGAAGCCUUGCGACUGCUGACCUGCUCGCGGGAGUGGGACUGAUCUUGAACUUUGCGUUCCAAUACUUGAUCUCGUCGGAGACGGUCAGCCUGAUCACAGUCGGUUUCCUCGUAGCCUCCUUCACAGCCUCGAUCAGCAGCCUGCUGGCCAUCACCGUGGACCGCUACUUCUCUCUGUACAACGCGCUCACGUACCUGUCGGAGAGAACGUUGCACUGCGUGCACUUGAUGCUGCUGGGCGCGUGGGGAGCGUCGCUGGGCCUCGGCGUGCUGCCGGUGCUCGGCUGGAACUGCGUGCAUGAUCCGGCCUCCUGCAGCGUCGUGCCGCCGCUCACGCGCACCAACGUGGCAUUCCUCUCUGUGGCCUUCUUCACCAUUUUCGUCCUCAUGCUCGGCCUCUACUGCAAGAUCUGCAAAAUCGUGUGCCGCCACGCGCACCAGAUAGCGCUCCAGCGCCACUUCCUCGCGCCGUCGCACUACGCCGCCACCAAGAAAGGUGUCUCCACGCUUGCCAUCGUCCUGGGCACGUUUGGCGCGAGCUGGCUGCCCUUCGCCAUUUACUGCUUGGUAGGCGAGCCCAAGGACCCGGCCGUAUACACGUAUGCCACACUACUUCCAGCCACCUACAACUCCAUGAUCAACCCGAUCAUCUACGCGUACCGCAACACCGAGAUCCAGCGCUCGCUCUACGUACUUUUCUGCGGCAGCGGGCGCACCGACGUGUCCUGUCGUUCCAGAUCACCGAGCGAGGUCUAG